CAAGCGUGCUAGUCGGUGCUCGACGCCGUGACAACUGUAGGCCGCCAUAUUCCCGUGUCUUUCGGAACUAUUGUGUGUCGUGUCAGUUGCGAGCAGUUGCGAGGCCCAAGUGAUACGGUUUUCCUCGCAGAUGCGCGUCAAAUAGACCGAGUCCCACCAUGGAGGAGACCAAGAUCAUCUACCACAUCGACGACGAGGAGACGCCCUACCUCGUCAAGCUCAACAUCUCCCCGGAGAGAGUGACCCUCGCCGACUUCAAGAACGUCCUCAAUCGGCCCAACUACAAGUACUUCUUCAAAUCUAUGGACGAUGACUUCGGAGUCGUCAAAGAAGAAAUCGUCGACGACGACGCCCAUCUUCCAUGUUUCAAUGGUCGAGUGGUUUCCUGGUUGGUCUCGGCGGAAGGUAGCAACGUGUCGGAUGGUGCUUCACAGUGUACAGACUCGGUGGCUCACAGCGAAGCAAAGCACGAUCGCAUAGAUCACGUAACCCCGGGUCAUACGACUCGUGGUCUUCCACCGCCCUCGCACGACGACACCCUAACGGAAACCGAAAGUAUCAUAAGUAGUCGACAAAGUCAUCAUUUGCACAAAACCUCUAGGCACCAUGCGGACAAAUACGAGAGAUAUAACAAAUAUAAUGGACUUCGCAUCAAUGGCCACUCGAAGCAUCGCUCCGGUCAUGGCUACGAAACUGCCUCAAUUUUGAGCUCCGACUUGGAGACAACUACGUUUCUAGAGUCCGACGACGAUGCGAGUAGCCGAAUCACAUCCACUACGGGAAGACACACUAACAUGAGUAGCACGGUUGACAGAGCCACCAUGGAUCGUCGGAGACCCCAACGGAGGCGCCGCCACAGACUGCCACCGAUGUCGCGGACCUCUUCGUUCAGCAGUAUUACGGACAGCACGAUGUCUCUUAACAUUAUUACCGUCUCCUUGAACAUGGACACCGUCAAUUUCCUCGGCAUCAGCAUCGUCGGGCAGAGCAAUAAAGGAGGAGACGGAGGGAUAUACGUUGGCUCGAUAAUGAAAGGGGGAGCGGUCGCCCUGGACGGUCGAAUAGAGCCCGGCGACAUGAUCCUCCAGGUGAACGACAUCAACUUCGAGAACAUGUCGAACGACGAGGCCGUCCGGGUGCUGCGCGAGGUCGUCCAGAAACCGGGGCCGAUCAAGCUGGUGGUGGCCAAGUGCUGGGACCCGAACCCGAAGGGCUACUUCACGAUCCCGCGGACCGAGCCGGUGCGCCCGAUCGACCCGGGGGCCUGGGUGGCGCACACCGCCGCGAUCCGAGGUGAGGGCUUCCCUCCCCGCCCCCCGAGCGCCACGACCCUGACCUCGACGUCCAGCAGCCUGGCCAGUACGCUUCCGGACACAGAGCGUCCCCUGGAGGAGCUGCACCUGACGAUCAACACGGACAUGCCGACGAUAGUGCGCGCGAUGGCGAGGCCCGAUUCUGGCUUGGAGAUCCGCGACCGGAUGUGGCUCAAGAUCACGAUCCCGAAUGCCUUCAUCGGCGCGGACGUCGUCGACUGGCUCAACGCCCACGUGGAGGGCUUCAUCGACAGGCGCGACGCCAGGAAGUACGCCUCGCUGAUGCUCAAGGCCGGCUUCAUCAGGCACACCGUCAACAAGAUCACCUUCUCGGAGCAGUGCUACUACGUGUUCGGCGACCUCUGCUCGGCGAUGAGCGGCAUGAAGCUCGACUGCGACACGGUGGGCCCCCUGCCGCCGCCCAGCGCCUGGGACGUGCCCUACUCGGGGACGUACGGGCCGCACGCCGCCACCGGCUACAGUCCGAUGCCCUUCAACUUCACCAACGAGCCCACGGUCUACGGGUACCACCGGGACGAGAGUGUACAUAGCGGAUCAGGUGGCAGUAGCGCGGGCAGCGAGAACAUCUGCAAGGAGCCGAUCCACGACUUGAAGUCCUGCUCGUCGGCCUCGGAGUCCGAGCUGCACGUGCCCUCGGUGCCGAGCAUGCCCGGCAAGACCGGCGGGAACGGGAACGGGUCCAACGGGAAGAGGUCGAACGGCAGCCGGAGCCGCUCCAGCGGCUCCGAACACUCGGUCCAGACCGGCACCGGAUCGGGGAACCAGCAGAACCAGCAAGAUAUAUCCGGUAGUAGACAGUCGUUUCGCAUCGCGAUGGGCAACCCCUGCGAGUUUUUUGUCGAUGUUAUGUAGAUGCCGGCCUUGUAAAUAGUCGAGCUCGAGAGUGGAACCCGACUGGACGCCGACUCUCUUUUCCUCACGUUUCCUAUAUUUUCCUCUCGUCUCGCGGAAAGGGAAAAUCGAGACUUUAGCGGGAGAUGACGCGGGUAGAAGGUAAACGAGGGGACGGGGGCUGCCGGGGUUUUUGUAUCGGGAAAUUUCUCGCGGGCCAACGUUAGGUCUACGGAUCGCAUCAUCGCAUCUUUGUACCUAGAUCCUCGGUCGUCGUUGAGGUCACUUCCGCAGUGCUUGGUACUCUUGCAUGAACCGUACAAGUGUAACGUAGAAGCUUGAUUUUAAGUACAGGCUGAGAAUUUUGAGAUCGCGGGAAGUCUGCUCCCUCCCGAAAGGAGACUCGAAGGAGGGCUAGCUAGGUUUCCCCUUUGGACGCCGCUGCGUCCAUCGUUUCCGACAGCCUCUGUCAGAGUACUUAAUUGCGGUAAAUGCAUGCACCGCCGUAGAGAAUCCCUGUACGCACCUGAACCCUAGCGAGCACUCCACCCUUCGUGGUUUUUAUACAUCGGACGUCGUUAUCGGAAGGGUUACCACUCCAGAGCUUGCUAUGCGCGUUGUAUCGUAGGACCUAAUUAAGGCACGUUAAUGUUAAUCCGUUGGAAAACGCGGCGUAGGGAACGAGCACGCUCACCUCGUGCGGAUGGAUUAGAAGCAUGCGAGUGUGAUAACACAGCGUAUCGGUUAGUCGUCCCCGGUCGGUCCACGCCAAGUCCCUUCACUGCAUGAACGCUCACGAUUCUCCUCCCUCCCCGGUAGAAUAAAACUAUCACAAUUAAUUCGUUGUCAUUGGUUGCAUUUUAGGGUUAUCUACGACAAUGGGGCAGCUAUUUCUUUAAAAAAAAACUCUCAACGGAAUAUUAUUUCGAAGUAUUAUACAGUCUAUCGGUCGCAUACCAUCGCAAGAAAGAGAUAUACUUUUAUUUAUUUAAUUUAGAGAUACUGUGCGGCAUACGAGACAUAAGUUAAAUCGAUGCUUCAUAUACGAAUUCACGUAAUGGCGGUGCAGCCUUUAUACAAAAUAUUUAAUUGUAACAUUUCUACAAUUUAGAAUGGUCGCCGUAUGUAAGUUGUAAUACGACGUAUUUACUGGUUCUUUGCAAUUACGUUAGAUACGAUAUGCGUUAAAUCAUAUGUACAUAAUAAUAACAAACGUAUUGCGCUCAUACUGGGAUGUGCCAUCUUUGUGUAUUUCGACAAACGUCAAAUGCAGAUAAUUUCAAUACUGAGUCCUA
Messenger RNA from Orussus abietinus, 3460 nucleotides. It is a transcript of the gene dsh, whose product is annotated as segment polarity protein dishevelled homolog DVL-3. Gene Ontology annotation, molecular function: frizzled binding. The transcript is spliced from 9 exons. The record is from RefSeq and is a predicted model, not a curated record. Bases 159 to 2186 code for a protein of 675 amino acids. Gene Ontology annotation, cellular component: cytosol. Lineage: Eukaryota; Metazoa; Arthropoda; Insecta; Hymenoptera; Orussidae. Gene Ontology annotation, biological process: canonical Wnt signaling pathway; intracellular signal transduction.